Messenger RNA from Loxodonta africana (African savanna elephant), 930 nucleotides. RefSeq names its product natural killer cells antigen CD94-like. Gene Ontology annotation, biological process: positive regulation of natural killer cell mediated cytotoxicity; stimulatory C-type lectin receptor signaling pathway. Gene Ontology annotation, molecular function: transmembrane signaling receptor activity. Lineage: Eukaryota; Metazoa; Chordata; Mammalia; Proboscidea; Elephantidae. The transcript has 6 exons. Bases 1 to 702 code for a protein of 233 amino acids. Gene Ontology annotation, cellular component: external side of plasma membrane; plasma membrane. The record is from RefSeq and is a predicted model, not a curated record.
AUGAGAGAAGAAAGUGUGACUUACUCUGAGUUGCGACUUCAAACUUCCUCCCAGCGGCGGCGAAGAACACCUGAAGUAUCUGGAACCAAAGGGAUCAAGUGUUUUGAACCUAUGGGUACAUGGCUUUCUCAUUCUUUGUCUAUCUCUCUUUUUCUAGUUUUUCAGACCACUCCAUGGAGGUUGAUUUCUGGAAUCUUAGGAGGAAUAUGUCUUUUGCUGAUGGCUAUCUUGGCUAUUUUAUUGAAUAAUUGGCAAGUUUCUCUAGUAAAUUUGUCAUUGUUUCUUAUAGCAUUUUCUCCAGGACUCAUCAUAGAACUCCAGGAAGACUCCGACUGCUGUUCUUGUCCAGAAAAGUGGAUUGGGUAUCGAUGCAGCUGUUAUCUUAUUUUGAAUGAAGAAAAAACUUGGGCAGAAAGUAGAAAUUUCUGUGCUUCUCAGAAUUCCAGUCUGCUUCAGCUGAAAAGCAGAGAUGAAUUGGAUUUUUUGAACUACCAUCGACAGUUUUACUGGCUUGGGAUCUCUUAUAAUGAAACACAUGGCACCUGGUUGUGGGAGGACGGCUCUGCUCCCUCUCAGGAUCUAUUUUCAUUCUUUCAAACUUUAGACCCAAAGAAGUGCAUAGUGCAUAGUCCAAACAAAGAGAUAUUGGAUGAACCCUGUGGGGGGAAAAGGCCUUAUAUCUGUGAGCAACAGCUUAUGUAAGUGUUUCUUGGGAUGUGGUGGGGCCAGGGGGGCUGGGAGUUAUAAUGCAGGUCCAGGAUUAAUGAGAUUAGUAUCUUCAUCUCUUACAUUGGUAGAAAUUAUUUACUUCUGGGGUCUGUAAAAUGUUGACAUUUACUUCUUUUCAUACAUUUUACAUGUAUUUGAAGCCACGUGCUUUAAAAUUGUUAAAAUGUCUGUGCCUACACCUGAAAUUAUAAUGCAUCAAUG